This is a messenger RNA of Cinclus cinclus, 2353 nucleotides long. RefSeq names its product developmentally regulated GTP binding protein 2 (gene DRG2). Gene Ontology annotation, biological process: cytoplasmic translation. NCBI's taxonomy places the organism in Eukaryota, Metazoa, Chordata, Aves, Passeriformes, Cinclidae. Bases 25 to 1119 code for a protein of 364 amino acids. Gene Ontology annotation, molecular function: GTPase activity; GTP binding. Gene Ontology annotation, cellular component: cytoplasm. The record is from RefSeq and is a predicted model, not a curated record. The transcript has 13 exons.
GGCGGGCGCGGAGCGGGCCCCGCCAUGGGCAUCCUGGAGAAGAUCUCGGAGAUCGAGAAGGAGAUCGCCCGCACGCAGAAGAACAAAGCCACUGAGUACCACCUGGGCCUGCUGAAGGCAAAGCUUGCAAAAUACAGAGCUCAGCUGCUGGAACCCUCCAAAUCCCCGGCGGCAAAGGGAGAGGGCUUCGAUGUGAUGAAAUCAGGAGAUGCCCGGGUGGCACUGAUCGGUUUUCCUUCUGUGGGGAAGUCCACGUUUCUGAGUUUAAUGACCUCGACUGCCAGCGAAGCUGCAUCAUAUGAGUUCACCACGCUGACCUGCAUCCCAGGAGUCAUAGAAUACAAAGGAGCCAACAUUCAGCUGCUGGAUCUGCCUGGAAUCAUCGAAGGAGCAGCUCAAGGGAAGGGCAGAGGCCGGCAGGUGAUUGCUGUGGCCAGGACAGCAGACGUUGUGAUCAUGAUGCUGGAUGCCACCAAGGGUGAGGUGCAGAGGGCCUUGCUGGAGAAAGAAUUGGAAUCUGUAGGAAUCCGGCUGAACAAAAGCAAACCAAACAUCUACUUCAAGCCCAAGAAGGGUGGAGGCAUCUCCUUCAACUCCACUGUCACUUUGACUCAGUGCUCUGAGAAGCUGGUUCAGCUCAUCCUCCAUGAAUACAAAAUCUUCAAUGCUGAGGUCCUGUUCAGAGAGGAUUGUUCCCCUGAUGAGUUCAUUGAUGUGAUUGUAGGAAACAGGGUCUACAUGCCGUGCCUCUAUGUUUAUAACAAGAUUGACCAGAUAUCCAUGGAGGAGGUGGAUCGUCUUGCUCGGAGGCCCCACAGUGUUGUCAUCAGCUGUGGCAUGAAGCUGAACCUGGACUACUUGCUGGAAAAGCUCUGGGAAUACCUGGCACUCACCUGCAUCUACACCAAGAAACGGGGACAGAGACCAGACUUUACAGAUGCCAUUAUUCUACGAAAAGGGGCCUCUGUGGAACAUGUGUGCCAUCGGAUUCACAGAUCAUUAGCCAGCCAGUUCAAAUAUGCCUUGGUGUGGGGGACAAGCACAAAGUACAGCCCUCAAAGAGUGGGCUUAACUCAUAUGAUGGAACAUGAAGAUGUCAUUCAGAUUGUAAAGAAGUAACUGCUGGUGCCUGGCCUUGUCUUUAAUCACUGCAAUUGGAACUGACCAUGUUAAAACAAAACACACCAAAAAAGAAAAAAAGAAAAAAAGAAAAGAAAAAACAAGAGAAAAAGAAAAAGGGAGAUGUGUUCCAGAGUCAAGAAAGCUUCUGUGAAGCUGAUUCUCUUGGAGGAAGGCAGAAAAUGAGGCUACUGUGCUUGCAGGUGGGGAUGGGGAAGAUGGUUUCCAUCUCGCAGCAUUUCAGGCCAAGUGAUGUUUCCCAAGAAUUUAAAAGGAGUUAGUUCUUCUAGGACACAGUUCCACAGCCAGCAGUGUUCUGCCCCUUGUAGGGUUUGCACAUGAAUCCAUGUGCAUUCCCAGUGGGAAGUGUUUGGGUUUGUGUGAAAAAAUCUGGUCCUGUGCUUUGGGCUGAGAGAAUAUUGCUGAUGCUUUGCUGCUUAUCCAUUCACUUAAUUUAAGCUUUGAUCUGAAACAGAAUCAGAGUUCUCCCUCCCCUGCUCGCUGGACACAUUGCAGCUGAGACAGCCCCAAUUUUUAAUGGUCCCACCUCAAUUAACAUUAAAACCUGGCACUCUGUGCCUCUCCAUAGCUUUGCAGUGGGGUUUGUAGGGCAUCCUGGUCCAACUGGUACUGAGAGAUGAGAAAUUAAACUGGUAAUGGUUAAUUAGCCUGACCAGACUGCAGUGGGGCAUGCUCCAAGAGCCGUAGUCUGGGGAAAGAAUUCACUUCUGCCAUCUCACUCAUCGAGGAGCUGCCUUGGGAGCUUCCUCCUUUUUUGGGUGGGAGUUGUCCUGCCCUUUAGUCCCCAAGGUGGGGGUCUCAUCAACCGUGCCCCUAAAUUCCAGUUGCAGCUCUUUGGAGUUCAAGGUACCACCCCAUGCCGUGAGUUUUACCCCAGCCCUGUUAAACAUUGCUUGUCUGGAUAGUGUUCAUCAGAAAUCUGGAAUUUUUGUAAUCAUGCUUUUCCAUUGAAUACUGUUGCUAAACAAUUCAGAGUGCCUGAUAGAGUACAGCUCUUGCCUUCUGGGAUGAAGAGCUGCCAAUAGCUUUUAUUUUCUUUCAUUGGAAAAGGGUUCAGUCUGAUGUGGAUGCAGAACUGUGAAGACAGGUGUGACACCUGUCUGAGCAGGGUUCCUCCCCUCCUCCCUGCUCCUCCCACCCCUCACAACCUGAUCGAGCAGAAAUGGAAGUAUUAUUUUAUUUGAGAAAAUAAAAAGUUGUUAUUUCAUGUGAA